This is a messenger RNA of Fopius arisanus, 1661 nucleotides long. RefSeq names its product zinc finger protein 626. The record is from RefSeq and is a predicted model, not a curated record. The transcript is spliced from 2 exons. The coding region runs from base 73 to 1134 and encodes 353 amino acids. NCBI's taxonomy places the organism in Eukaryota, Metazoa, Arthropoda, Insecta, Hymenoptera, Braconidae.
GACGGCGGAGCACCCCAGGAGCCUUCACUAGCCACAAAAAGGGAAGGCGAAUCAUUCGGUGGAUUAUCAGGCAUGCUACGCCAGAUUCUAUCGCCAUCCCCAGAAACUGGUGACGGCUCAUUCGCUGGCUAUUGCAGCCUGAUCCAGCCAGGAAUCUACAACAGUUAUCCGAGCAUGUUAUCCCCAACGAUUCAACACAUUGUACCCACAUCAUCCUAUCACCAUCCAACCCACUCCACCUCUCUGAUAUCCCUGGAGCAACCAACCCUGGAUCACCUGGAGAUUCACGUUGAGACCCACCAGUGUCCCAACUGUGGCCUGGACUUUCGUAGUGUACCAAAGCUCAAUUAUCACAUCAGAAUGUGCCAUCAAAUAAUACCAAAACAGGAUAACAAUCAGAUAAAAUACACGUGCACAUACUGCGGUCGUGGAUUUCCAUGUUUGAGUCACCUGAGAAUGCACGAGGUGACCCACACAAAUCCCCAACAAAUAGCCCAGAGCAACAUAUUGAACAAUCAAUCAAUCAAUCAGAUGAUGACAAACGAUCAGAAUGAUCAGCCAUUCAGAUGUGACAAGUGUCAGGCGUCAUUCAGAUACAGAACACUUCUGGAUCGUCACAAGAAGAUGCACACGACUGGUCAGGAUAAACCCUACGUGUGUCCACGCUGUCCAAUGCGUUUUGAAACGCGAACCCUUUACAAUCAUCACGCUAAAACUCACAAGCAGGGAACAACAACCGGUGGAACAAUUGGACAGAUGCAACAAUCUAUGCCAGCACCACAAAUUGAUAAACCUCUUGAUCCACCUGUAUCCUAUCCCUGUGACUCCUGCACCAAACAAUUCCUCACUAUCGAGUCCCUAACAAGUCAUAAGGCUGUUCACAGGUCUAGGCCACUUGUUUGCGAUGUAUGUGGCAAAGGUUUCACACAUCGCAAGUACUACGUUGUACAUCAGCGUAUUCACACCGGGGAGAGGCCCUAUCUCUGCGCAAUGUGUGGUAAAUCAUUCACACAGGCAUCAACCCUCACUGUACAUCGACGUUAUCACACGGGUGAACGACCCUACACCUGUACACUUUGUGGAAAGGGUUUUGUAACUCGUACGAUUAUGCUCAAUCACAUGAAAAAACACUGAGGUGUGUGUGGGUAGGGGUGUGGGGGGCGAAAAUGAUAAUUGUAUUCGUUCAUUCUAUUGGUGAGCUCAAUGUCACGUUAUCGCUGUGAUAAUUGUUAAGUAUUCGGGGGAAGUGAUUUUAACAAAAAAAAAAAUGGUAAGAUUUGUUUAUUACUGAACCACUGGAAAUGUGCCUUUUACCAAAGAGUAAAUACCUCUUUCAUUAGGUUAUCGUGCCUUGAUGUUGAAAUUAAUCCAGGCGAAUUAUAUGAGAGAACGUUUAGAGUAAUUAGGGCUCAAUAAAUCGAGUUGCCAAAAAUUGGCAGUAGCCGCUGUAAUGAUUAAUGAGUUAACUAUGAUGUGAUAAUUUUAGUGCAAUCAUAUGAAAAAGUAAAAAAAAAAAGCAAAUCGGUGUACAACGUAUUCAAUAACUCAAUGUUGAUGAUAUUCAAUGUAAAUUUAUCGUGAACGUAACGUAUCGGUCGUUAUCAAUUUUUCUCUUGCUCAUUGAAUAAUUGACGAAGCUCAAUAAAGUAAAAUAAAGUUGG